AUGGCGACGUACGAUGGAGCAGGAAAACCCUCGGGAGCACAUCCUGAACAACAAAACAUUCAUGGAGCUCAGACUCUAUCAAACGCUUUGAUGUGGGUCCCAACUGAAAGGAAGACCAGCUACUUGGAAACAGUCUGGCAAAAGAAGAAUGAAUCCUUGAGAGAGUAUGUGGCCCGUUUUAACACGGAGGCCUUGCAGAUUCUAGAGUUGGAUGAGAGCCGAGCCGUAGAAGUCAUGCAGAAGGGGACCACAUCCCCUGAGUUCUUCGGGUCAUUGUGCAAAAAACCCCCAACCACCCUGGCAGAACUGAUGAAAAGAGCUAAGAAGUACAUAAGGCAGGAUGAUGCCUUAACAACCAGCAGGUUCGCUAGGGAGGCUAGGGACAGGGGAAGGGUCGUAGAAGAAAGAAGGCCGGAGAGACCAGAGAAACGACAAAAUAAGGGGCCUGAGGCAUAUAGGCAACCUUGGGAUAAGAGAGAACAGAGGGCAUACCAGCCCCGGAUCCCUGAGGCAGUCACUCCCCUCAAUGCAUCCAGAGCCAAAGUGCUCAUGGUAGUACAAGACAAGGACUUCCUCCAAUGGCCUAAGCCCAUGAAAGCCGAUGCUAGCCGGAGGGAUCCCAACAAUUACUGCCAAUACCACCGCACCCAUAGCCAUGAUACCAACAGUUGCUACCAGUUGAUCAGUGAAUUAGAGAGGUUGAUAAAGAGGGGGCAUCUCUGGAACUUCGUGAAGAAACCAGAAGGAGAGAGGCCCCAGCAGAAUGCUACAGCAGAGAGGCCCCGUAGACAGGGGGCAGGGCCCAUGAAUAACGGCUCCAGCGGAACCAUCAAUAUGAUUGUAGGAGGGACUGGAUGCCGAAUGAGCAGGAGAGGGAGGAAGAGAAGCCGAAGUGGGGAGGGGAGCAGCAGCAGCGAGGUCUUGCAAGUAGUAGAACACUCCCCAGCGACCAUCUCCCUCUCCCCUGAGGAUGCUCAUAGGAUUCAAAUGCCUCAUGAUGAUGCUCUUGUCAUCGAGGCCGUCAUUCAUAACUAUAGGGUACGCAAGAUCCUGGUCGAUGAUGGGAGCAAGGUGAACCUGCUGCCCUACAGGGUUUUCCAACAAAUGAGGAUACCAGAAGAAUAG
This is a messenger RNA of Manihot esculenta (cassava), 1125 nucleotides long. RefSeq lists its product as uncharacterized. Bases 1 to 1125 code for a protein of 374 amino acids. The record is from RefSeq and is a predicted model, not a curated record. The transcript is spliced from 2 exons. Lineage: Eukaryota; Viridiplantae; Streptophyta; Magnoliopsida; Malpighiales; Euphorbiaceae.